Molecule: messenger RNA, 1013 nt
Organism: Cydia splendana
Lineage: Eukaryota; Metazoa; Arthropoda; Insecta; Lepidoptera; Tortricidae
Product: ciliary microtubule inner protein 2B-like
Exons: 5
Coding region: 89-841 (250 amino acids)
Source: RefSeq, a predicted model, not a curated record
CAUUCGAUAGGCCGGUGCCAGUCACGGUUGAACCCUCCCGCGGCGCCGACGUCACGAAAUGCGCGACCACAAACUUUCAAGUUAAAACAUGUGGACAGACGUUAGUAGUCGCGAGAGACAUAAGUAUCUGACGCAGACGAAUGGAUCUUUUAUACCGGGAUACACCGGGCACUGUCCUAUGCUGAAGUUCCGUUACGGCAAAUGCUACGGAGACAACACACGGCAGAUACUCAGGGAGAUCAAGUCGAAUGGCCUGUUCAAUAAACCGCUGGAAUACCGCCGCGGCGACAACUACGAGCUAGACCGCAUGCCGCGCUGCGACGCGCCGCGCCGCGACGCGUACGACGGCAUCGGCCGGACGCCCGCCUACAUGACCGGCUACACCGGCUACGUUCCCGGAAUGAACUUUAGAUACGGCAAAUCCUACGGACGAGCAGCGGACGACUGUAUAGCAGACUUCGAAGAGAACCAACGGGCGCUGCGUCGGCGUGCUGAUUUGAACCGAACCCACGCACGAUCGCGAAGCGCACCCAAGAUGGAAACCGUCCAUUCGAGAGACGAGAUACGGAGAGAGCUGAACCGAUUUAGAGAGAUCAAUAAGUACAAAGAAAACACAAUAUCCCCCGAAUUCCCUCCCAUCGCCGGCUACACGGGCCACAUCCCCCGCAUCAAGGGCUCCGAAGCCUCGCUGAGCCAACGCUACCACUGCGCCGCCAAGCGAGGCCUAGAACUCAUCCGACUCGAACGAGACAAGAGAACGGAGAUCCACAACGCAGACGGCAACAUUAAGGCGAUUCUAAAGGACAAGGAUAGAAAGUUCUCGUACUGGAACUGGGGAUAGCAUACGGGGAGGAGAAUGUUCUUUGGCAAGUGCCGGUAGACAUUCUUCUGAAUAGUGUUGAUUGUUAAGAAUUUUAAGAGAAAUUGUUUGACAAUUUGACUGGAACUUGACGCGAUUCGCUCUUUCUUAGAUAUUUUCACCUACGACAAAAAAAAGAAGAAUAGAUUCGACG